AUGACCUCUACGGACGACAUUUUCAAACUGGCCAACCAGUCGGUCGACGAGCUCUUGCGAGAAAUCAGCUCGCAGGCUCCACAAAACCCGAACCUAUCGUCUUCUCCCACCACCGAGCCCUUACAAAUUGAGGAUGUAAACAUCGACAAAAACAACAUCAAUUCGAGCACAAAAGAAACCCCCGUCUUUAAUGGCCCCCGUGCUCUUGAACAGAGCCCCAUCAAAAAGUCGGUGCUCGCCUUUGAGCCAGAAAUCGGGCCAGACGAGCUGUUUGACAGACCACUGCCUGCCUUGAAACCGUCCGAGUCGGACUAUUCCGUCAAGUCGAUGCCCAAUCUGCCGUCCGCAGCGGCCAAUUUGUGGGACUCGCCGUCGGCGCGGUCCAGCACGUCGGCAGACUCCGAAAGAACCAUCGCCGUCGACGAGAAACGGCCCGGCAGUCCUCAGAAGAACCUGCGCCAGCAACUACAGAAUGCCUCACCCGAACAGCCAACGCACUCCCGCGCCAAUUCUGUCAGCUCGCUCUCCAUCCACAAAACCAGACCCGCCCCACAUAAUAACCCUCGCCACGUCUCUUUGCAGAGCACCGCCUCUUUGAGCGAGAACGAUUUCGUUUCUGCCGAGGAGGGCAGCUCGAGCGACCGCGGGUCGGAACCAGACAGCGACGCGACGGUCGAUAUCGUCGACGAGACGGCCGACGACACAAUGCAGACGCACGAGAGCGAGCACGGCCCCAAGGCGGCCCCGUUUGUGGACGAUCUGUACGAGUCGUUUGAAGGCCCUGAAAUCGCACAGCCGCAGAAACGCGUCUCGUCUGCCGAGUCGGCGGAGCCCGAAGACAUUCUGGCCAUCUGGUCGACGCAGCAAGACUUCCAGAAAGUGCACAAGACCCAGCCGUCGUUCCAGAGCGUCUGCGACCCGAAGAAGUACGUGGUGAGCAAGGACCAUUUCAAGGAGAUCAAAAUCAGCAAUCCGCUGCUUGCGAGGGACGACAACGAGGCGGACGACGAGGAAGAGGAGCAGGAGGAGCAGGAGGAGCAGGAGGAGCAGAAAGAAGAGCAAAAAACAGGAGACCAAGCGUCCAGCCACGCCAGCUUUGCCGCUCCAGAGGUGUCUCUUGAAAGAACAUUCCGCAACCCGCUGGAUUCCAUCCAGGACACCGAGACUUCGAAAAUGUCGCUCGACUCGAUCAAUCUCUCAGACCUGCUCCAGGACGGCGAGGACUCGUUUCUGCGGGAAAUCGAGGCCUGGGAGCCAGAGACGCGCGUGCAACCGGUUAUCACGCCUGCUGCCAACGCAGAAACGCUCUCCAACGUGUGGCGGCGCGGAACACUCAGCAGAAAGCCUGUUUCUGCCAAGGUCGACAACGAAAGCGUCCAGAUUCCGCGGAUGUCUGCGAACGAGGUGGAGCAGCUCAUGAUUCUCAAGAAAAUGACCAGCGACGAGUUCCAGGUCAAGGAAGCCAACAGCAAGCUGACGCUCGAGAGCAACGGGCCGCACCUGGAGCAACGCGUCCAGGUGAGCGACGCGCGUAGCGAAGUGACAGACGACAAGGCGUCGGCGAUCGUGCCUGACUUGUCGAUUGCCACGGGCCAGACAGCACCGAAAUACGGCGACCUGGUGCCUGUUGCACGGCGUGGACUGACGAGUCGCGCGCCGCUGGGCACGCUGACCGAUGAGCAGAUGAACUCGCGCAUCAGCUCGAUCCAGUCAGCUGCCAAGCGGGUGAGCUCUGCGCUGUCGUCGUCGACGAAAGUCGACGAGCCGGCGCCGCUCGUUCUGGGCGAGCAGGGCCGGUUUUUCCUGCGCGUGAUGGCUGUGCGGGAGCUGAACUUGCCCGAGCUGGGCCGGCGCAACGCGCAAUUCCAGAUAGUGCUCGACAACUCGAUCCAUCGGCUCACGACAGACUAUUUCCCGAUCGAGUCCGCGCAGUUUGUGCCGGUGAACAAGGAGUUCGAGCUCGUCGUCGGCGCGUCGCUCGAGAUCGUGCUCACGCUCAAGCUGCGGUAUGAUAAGCCCAAGGACCAGCUGGUGGAGGUGGUGGAGAAGCGCAAAGCAAAGCCGAAGAACAAGCUUGCGAAACUGCUCGGAUUCAAAGAUAUCGUCACAUCGACGCGAUACGUGACCCGGCCGGCGGAAAAGGACCCGCUCGAGCACACGGUGGCUCCCGACGGCUCGUUUGCAAAGCUCAAGAUCUCGUUCGACAACUUCAAGGAGCACGUCACGUGCGAGUCCAAGAUCUUCAAGCUGGACGGGCUGAACGAGUGGAAGACCGUGGGCGGCAAGUCUGCUGCGCCGCACAAAGUGUGUGCGAUCGAUUUCAACAUGCUAUUUGUUCCUCGCACCAGCGAGCACGAAACGCUGCCGACAAGCAUCAAGAGCGCGUACGAGCAGGUCGAGCAGGUUCGCAGCACGCUUGCCACGCGCCAUGAGGGCUACAUGUACCAGGAGGGCGGCGACAUCGACGCUUGGACGCGUCGUUUUUUCAAGCUCGACGGCUACGACCUGAGCGCGCACCACGAGACCACCAAGAAGCUGCGUGCGCGGAUAAACCUGCGGCGCGUCGUGGACGUCGAGUACGUGGGAAAGACGGCUCCAGACGGCCAGAACGGCAGACGUGUGUAUAGCGACCGGUUGCUGCUGAACGACGCUUUUCGGCUGCGGUUUGCGAACGGCGAGACGAUCUACUUUGGCUGCGACAGCAAGCGCGAGAAGACAGAGUGGGUGAACUUGCUGGAGGCAGUGGCGGCCAGAAACUCUUUCCGGCGUCAGCCGUGGGUCAAGCAAAUGCUGACCAAGUGUACUUAA
Molecule: messenger RNA, 2808 nt
Organism: Ogataea parapolymorpha DL-1
Lineage: Eukaryota; Fungi; Ascomycota; Pichiomycetes; Pichiales; Pichiaceae
Product: Bud site selection protein BUD4
Exons: 1
Coding region: 1-2808 (935 amino acids)
Biological process (GO): protein localization to bud neck; axial cellular bud site selection
Cellular component (GO): cellular bud neck contractile ring
Molecular function (GO): GTP binding
Source: RefSeq, a predicted model, not a curated record